AUGUCGCGCAGGACGCGGCAGCUAUGGCGCUGGGUACGGGUAACCGCUGUGCUCGGCGUCAUCUGGUUAGUACUCAGCGUCGCCCACGGCAAUGGCAGCGACAGCAACCCGCUAGCCCCCACCUGGGCUUCCCGCGAUGACAACCCCCUCGACAUGUGCCGCCGAUACGGCUGGAAGCCCUUCCGUCCCAAGGACCCGAGCAAGCCGCGCAAGGUGUACGACCUGAUGAUGUUCAACACCGAGCUCGACCACCUCGAAAUCCGUCUCAACAGCACCUGGGACGAGGUCGAUUAUUUCGUCAUCGUCGAGGGCAGCAAGACCUUCACCAACCACGCCAAACCCCUGACCCUGAAGCGCCACCUCCCUGACUUCAAACCCUACCACUCCAAGAUCAUCUACCACGAGAUCGUAUACCCGCCCAACUUCAAGCCCCGCACCACCUGGGACAUGGAAGACCUGCAGCGCAACAGCAUGCUCACGCAAGUCUUCCCCCACCUCAGCGGCCGGCAGGCCCCCCAGCACGGCGACGUGCUCGUGGUAUCCGACGUGGACGAGGUGCCACGGCCUGAGACGCUGCGGGUGCUGCGGGCGUGCGCGUUCCCGCGGAGGCUGACGCUCUCGUCGCGCUUUUAUUAUUACUCGUUCCAGUGGCUGCACCGCGGGCCCGAGUGGCCGCACCCGCAGGCGACCUUCUACCAGGGGAUGCUCAAGACGCUGCGGCCCAACGACCUGCGCAUCGCCGACGGCGGCAUGUGGCCGUUCCGCGAGAAGGGCUACUCGCUCUCACAGCACGGGAACAGUCAGCAUACGUCGGUUGCUGGGUCUUCCGUAUGGGCGACGACUUGGACGUGGAACGGUCGGUUCGAGGUGGUUAUAAAAACGGGAUGA
Chaetomium globosum CBS 148.51 is the source of this 888-nucleotide messenger RNA. RefSeq lists its product as uncharacterized. Gene Ontology annotation, biological process: protein N-linked glycosylation; N-acetylglucosamine metabolic process. Gene Ontology annotation, cellular component: membrane. Gene Ontology annotation, molecular function: beta-1,4-mannosylglycoprotein 4-beta-N-acetylglucosaminyltransferase activity. Lineage: Eukaryota; Fungi; Ascomycota; Sordariomycetes; Sordariales; Chaetomiaceae. The transcript is spliced from 2 exons. The record is from RefSeq and is a predicted model, not a curated record. The coding region runs from base 1 to 888 and encodes 295 amino acids.